Messenger RNA from Hyaloscypha bicolor E, 2317 nucleotides. RefSeq lists its product as uncharacterized. Gene Ontology annotation, molecular function: hydrolase activity, hydrolyzing O-glycosyl compounds. NCBI's taxonomy places the organism in Eukaryota, Fungi, Ascomycota, Leotiomycetes, Helotiales, Hyaloscyphaceae. Gene Ontology annotation, biological process: carbohydrate metabolic process. The transcript is spliced from 2 exons. The record is from RefSeq and is a predicted model, not a curated record. The coding region runs from base 91 to 2061 and encodes 656 amino acids.
GGCAAGCAAAAAUCCCUCACCUAGAAAAAGUUGAAGAUCUAUCUCGCAGCCCUUCAAUACUUUUCCUAACGAACUACUGAAGGAGACAGUAUGCCCGGAUUUUCAAGCUCUUCAACUGGCGUAAUGGCGAUUGACGCAACCACGGACAAGGAUGUGGCCGACUCGUUGUCAGCACUCCCCCAAGCUGUCGCAGCGCUCCAUCUCAAGCAGGCUGGCUCUAUAGACACCACGAAAGACAACAAGAAGCCGCCCAGUUUGUCUUCAGGAACAGAUUCUGGCUAUUCUUCUGGUCCAAAUUCUGGACUGCCAACACCCGAAAAAUCUCCAGAAGGCUCGUUUCCAAACGAGUUCCUUCGCACUAGCACGGCUCGCAGACUGUUCCCUGGACUAGCCAAAUCCCAGACGUCCAAAGUCUUUAACAGACCAGUUAUUCAUUCGGUCCAAACCAGGUUCGAUGACUUGAGCGAACUUUUCGGUCCAUCACUUGAAGAUCACCUAUUGAAGGCGAGGGUGGACUCCAAUGCAAAGCGGAAUAUUUCGAUCAAAUUGAAACUCGUUGGUCUUUCGGAGGAUAGUGCAAGCCCAUGUAUCAUUAUCCUCUGUGAUAAAGCAACCUCACGAAGUGUCAAACAGUUUUUCGGCAAAGACCAGGUCAAGUCCCAAUACCAGCCUCAAGAGCCAAGCCUCGACACUCCGCAUUUCGAUAUCAAAGUCUGCCAUCGACCACCGAGACAAAUUGCAAUCUUUGCAGACGUCAACAUUGAACGCUAUACAAAACUGAGUGGUCUUCCUGCUGCUGUGGUCGGGGCAUCGUUGACAGUCCCUGUCCAUCCUGAUGGGAAUCGACUCGGGACCCUUGGAGGGUUAGUUCUCGGAGAAUCGACUUCGGGAGAGAAAACCCUCUAUGGAAUGUCUGUAGACCAUAUCUUUCCUUCCGACAAAGAAUAUGAUAGUCGGAUAUUUUCUUUUUGGAACGAGGUAGAUGGGGCAACAGAGAAUGCAAUGGAGGAAGGGUCCAACGACGAUGAACUGUUCCCCGAAUUCGAUGGAUUUGAUAUUGACUUUGAGUUUGAUGACGACACUGAUGAAGCUUCCGCUCCGGUGAUUAAUGUUCAGUCAACAGAAAACGAGGUGUCAGUGAGACACAAUCUCCGGCACGUACCACAGGUCCAAAUGAGAUAUGCGCUUGUCAGGUCCGGGGAUACAUCCACGUACCAUGUGGGGGAUCUCGACUGGUCGCUCCUCGAAAUCGACAAUAUCGAAAGAUUUUUUCCAUUCUCUCAAAACAGCUUCUUGAUGGGGAUGAAGUUACCAAGAGAGGCUAUUUGUGCGGUGCAAAGAAACUUGAAAGUCGAAAAGCGAGUGACCGCAUUUUGUGGUGUCAGUGGGCGUCAGCCCGGAGUGUUGUCUCCUACCAUGUCCCGGCUUAUGUUAGGGUCAAGUGCUCACUUUGUCCAUACUUACAAUCUUACCCUCUCCAGUGGAUCAGUCCUCCAGCCAGGCGACUGUGGCUCUUGGGUGAUGGACGAAGUUACAUCUGAGGUUUAUGGGCAUGUUGUAGCAUCAGAUGCGUUCGGCGAAGCUUACGUCGUUCCUCUUCGUGAUACCAUUCUGGAUAUACAAGCUCGACUGAACAGCAAAACCGUACGGCUACCCACGGCAGCAGAAAUCUUGAAGUGGUGCGCUGGCCGUGAGUUGCCCCAACCGGCCGACUCGGGAUAUUCGUCCAUGACGACAACACCUUUACACUCGACGCCUUCCUCCUCGACGCCUUCCUCCCCACAUCACGCUGUACAAAUAUACGAACCUCCCACUAAUGUAGUCCCACGGCACAAGGGGAGAGAACAAGCAACAGGGAGCAGACUCACUUCGAUAUUCCAAAGGAAUCAACAGAGAGAGCGAACAGGCGCGAACAUCAAUCGACCUAGCAUGGUUACUGACGGGGAUGCAAAUGUCGAAGAGGAGGAAGAAGAAGAAUCUCUCAAUGUCUUUCGAUCAAUUUUCAAGAAGGUUAUGAAGCUGCCUCGACGCAAGGGCGGUCAAUUACCUCCCCGGUUAUGAAGAGGGGAUAACUUCGAGCAGAUAUGUGGCUGUUAAGCUAGCCGCGAUAGCAUUUAACUAUGAUUUCUUUGCAUGGCUGGCUCACAGGCAGUGUGACGGAUGGCGCCCACCGUGUGAUCCGCCGGGAAUAGGAACUAGGAAAUAGGACUGAAACAAGGAAAUAAGCUAGAGGUCUGGGCAAUAUACUACUAAAGGUCGAGGUAUUCCUCUUUCCUGUACUCUCCAGCUUAGUAUUUUCAAUAUAUGAGAUUCUCUG